UUGGUGGCGUUGUCAUGGGGAUGCGGCCUGGCUGUAGUUGAAGCUCGCGGUUAAUUGAGCUCUCGGGUCAUGGGCCUUAGGGCUCUCUUCAGAAGGCAUCGCUUUUUUUUUUUCCUGUUCUCUGAUGGGACUCCUUGAGGAGGAGUUCUGAAGUCUUAGAGAAUUUAUAAAAACCUAUUCACAAAAAUGGCAUCCUGGUUAUAUGAAUGUCUUUGUGAAGCUGAACUUGCACAAUAUUAUCCUCAUUUUACUGCCCUUGGCCUUCAGAAAAUAGAUGAACUAGCCAAGGUUACAAUGAAAGACUACUCCAAAUUGGGAGUCCGUGACAUGAAUGACCGCAAACGUCUCUUCCAACUGAUCAAAAUCAUUAAGAUUAUGCAGGAAGAAGAGAAAACAGUCAGUAGUCCAGAUCAUCCUUUUCAGACAAGCAGCCAGUACAUUAAGACUCAGGAAUUGAGAUCUGGUCCUCGAAGACAACUACAGUUUGACUCUCCUGUUGACAACAAAGACAGAACUGCUAGCAAAGAUGGGUUUGAAAUGCAUAAUAUAUCAGAUUUCUCUGCAAACGAACAGAAGUCCACUUACCUAAAUGUGCUGGAACACAUGCUACCAGAUGAUUCCCAGUACCAUACAAAAGUACAAACUCUGAAUGUCCCUGCUGCUGAUUCCUAUGUGCAAACAAAAACUAAUUCACUCUUUUCAUCGAAUCUCUUUUCUCCAUUAAUGGGAAAUUGUGAUAUUCCCAUUAUUCAGAGAGUUUCUCAUGUUUUGGGGUAUAAUUAUGGAAUCCCUCAAUCUUGUAUCAGACAGAACACCUCAGAGAAAGAGAAUCCUUGGACUGAGAUGGAGAAAAUCAGAGUUUGUGUUCGAAAACGACCUUUGGGUAUAAGGGAGGUACGCCGUGGAGAAAUUAAUAUUAUUACUGUAGAAGACAAAGAAACUCUACUUGUGCAUGAGAAAAAAGAAUCAGUUGAUCUCACACAGUAUAUAAUGCAGCAUGUUUUUUAUUUUGAUGAAGUCUUUGGUGAGGCGUGCACCAAUCGAGAUGUAUACACGAAGACUACUCACCCCCUCAUUCAACAUAUUUUUAAUGGAGGCAAUGCCACUUGCUUUGCAUAUGGACAGACAGGUGCUGGAAAAACCUACACUAUGAUAGGAACCCAUCAGAACCCAGGACUGUAUGCUUUGGCUGCCAAAGAUAUCUUCAGACAACUGGAAGUGUCUCAGCCGAGAAGGCACCUCUUUGUGUGGAUCAGCUUCUAUGAAAUCUACUGCGGACAGCUUUAUGACCUCCUAAAUAGAAGGAAAAGGCUCUUCGCAAGAGAAGACAGCAAGCACGUGGUGCAGAUAGUGGGACUGCAAGAGCUCCAGGUGGAUACUGUGGAGCUCCUCUUAGAGGUGAUCUUAAAAGGCAGCAAGGAGCGCAGCACUGGGGCCACUGGAGUUAACGCAGAUUCCUCCCGCUCUCAUGCUAUCAUUCAGAUUCAGGUCAAAGAUUCAGCCAAGAGGAAAUUUGGCAGGAUCUCUUUCAUUGACUUGGCUGGAAGUGAAAGAGCUGCAGAUGCCAGGGAUUCAGAUAGACAGACAAAGAUGGAAGGUGCAGAAAUAAACCAGAGUCUUCUGGCUCUGAAGGAAUGUAUCCGAGCCCUGGACCAGGAGCACACCCACACUCCCUUCAGGCAGAGCAAACUAACUCAGGUCCUGAAGGACUCCUUCAUUGGCAAUGCCAAAACUUGCAUGAUUGCUAACAUCUCACCAAGCCAUGUAGCCACCGAACAUACUCUGAAUACUUUGCGCUAUGCUGACCGGGUCAAAGAACUAAAGAAAGGCAUUAAGUGUUGCACUUCAGCUACCGGUCGAAAUCGGAUAUCUGGAAAUGCCUCUCCAAAGCGAAUUCAGAGCUCCCCUGUAGCCCUGCCAGGGGACAAGUGUUCUCCAAAGAAAGUCAAGUUGGGGUGUCAGCAGGCAGUCACAGUGACACCUAGCUCCACAAGAGGAAAGGCCUAUCCUCUGGCUAGCCACCCACCAAACAUUCCUUGUGCUUCUGUACCCAAAGUCCCUGGUAAAAGGGGUAGCUCCAGAGGCAGUCCUCCCCAAGAGUGGGUCACGCAGACCAGCCCUGUCAAAGAAACUGUACGGUCUGUACAUUCGGCCAAAAGGGCAGAAGAACUGGCACUAUUGUGCUUUGAGAAAAAUCAAAUUGGCACCAAGACUGCACUUGGGUGGGGGCGUAGGGCCUCAGGCACAGAAGGCCUGACACAUGGUAAGCUGUCCACCAAGUGCAAGAAGGUACAGACUGUGCAGCCAGUACAGAAGCAGCCUGUGUCACGAGUUGAACUGUCCUCUGGCAAAAACCACCACUUAGCAGAGGGUGAGCAGGGCAGCAAGGCAGGCACAUCUGCCAGGCCUGCCACUGAAGCUUGGACAAACAUCCCUCCACAUCAGAAGGAAAGGGAGGAGCAUUUGCGUUUUUAUCACCAGCAGUUCCAACAGCCACCUCUCCUUCAACAGAAGUUAAACUACCAACCACUGGAAAAAUUUUUAUGCCAAUACAGGUCCCCACAGGAUCAGCUCCAGAACGAGACUCCUCCUCCUUUUCAUGCUUGCUCUGAGAGCCAGGAUGGAGCUCAAGUCGAGGACCUGGAUGACAGUGACUUCAGUGAAGAUUCUUUUUCACAUGUCUCCAGUCAAAGGACUACAAAGCAGAGGAGCACCCUGGAGAAGAGUGAAAGCUCAUUCUUCCUUCAUCAGAAGGGGGAGCAGAGUCCAGAUGGGCAAGUGACACAAAGGCAGCAGAGUCUGUUUUUUAGCUCAAGGACAGAUGAUGAUGAGAGAGGGCUAACUGAAAGCUGGAUAUGUUCCAGGGACCCCGUCAGCCACAGGAGAGUAGCAUUCACUCAUCGCCACAGCCCAAGUAAGGUGCACUUGGACUGGAGCCAAGAAGGCCGUGCCUCCUCAGAGCCAUCUCCUAGAGACAGUCUGGUAGGGCAGCCUUCCUGCUCACAGGUAGAUUUUGUAUACACCCAGAAAAGAAGUGAUGGACCUGCCAUUUUCAGACAGGAUGCCUUCAGAAGUGAGGUUCCUGAAGAAACGGAGGGCAGCUUGCCAUCCCUGGAAGAUGGUUUCUCUUUAUCACACAUUGCAGUUCCUGGAUCCCCAGACCAAAGAGACAUAGAUUCCACACAAAUGAGAGAGGUCAGUGAAGAGACCCCCACCCAGGUGACCAGAACAGCAACAAAGAAUAAUCCUUUUCAAGAAGACCCUAGAGAGCAAUUAGACACAUGCUCUGAAUAUGCUUCUGGACUAAUGGCUCCCCUCACCAUCUCCCUCCUAGAGACUCCAGAUGAUGGCCAUUCUGUGGAGCAGUUGGCCCAGGAUGGGGCUAUGCACAGUCCAGUGGCAGAGAGCACAGGGUUACCAGCUGUGGGCCAUACAGUAUUAUCCGGCAACCCAGAGGCAGCCUUGCCAGUGUCUUCAGCCACUGGACACCUGUGGCUCUCCUCAUCUCCCCCCGACAACAAGCCUGGUGGUGAUCUGCCGGCUCUGUCCCCAUCGCCCAUUCACCAUAAUCCACCUGACACGCAGCCUGUUGGGGAGGGUGACCAGAGACAGGCCUGCCAGAGCAAAGAGCCUGCACUCUUCUCCCAGGAACUUGGCAGUGAGCAGUAUGAUGCUGAUGUUGAGGAAACGGGGCUGGAUGGUUGCUGGAGUUUGCCUGGAAAGCCCUUCUCUACCACACAAACUAGGGUGCACCAUUCUGGAUCUGUACUCACUCCGCAAACAGGAAGUUGUGAUGUAGCUGGUCAGCCCUGGGCCCACAAUAGCAAACAUCUUCCAUUGCUCAGCUGGCAGCUUGGUUUAUCUACAGACCCCAUCAGGUUGCCUUGCAACAAUGAAGACAUCACAUGGCUCAAACGCAGGCCCAUUUCAAGAUACUUGGUAUCACCCGACUCUCUCCUGGUUCCCAGCUACUCUGCUAAGACUGCAGGGAUACUUUGUCAGCCCACCCUGGAGCAAGCACAGCAGGUGGUUAUCCGUGCUCACCAGGAACAGCUGCAUGAAAUGGCUGAGUUGGGCUUCAAGGAAGAGACUCUUAUGAGCCAGCUGGUUUCUAAUGACUUUGACAGUUUUGUCACCCAGCUGGAUGAGAUCAUGGUUCUGAAAUCCAAGUGCAUCCAGAGUCUGAGAAGCCAGCUGCAGCUGUACCUCACCUACCAAAGGCCCUGAAAGCAGCGCUGUAUUAAAACAAGGUCAUAUCCCAGAUGGUGGGGGCAGUAUAGGAGGGGCCUAUGCCAGGCUCUUAUGGGCUGAGGCUUCUGCCAGUUCUUCUGUACACACACCAGAAUUUGCUCCCUAUGGCCCAGGGUUCCUCUCUCAGUGCCAGCCCUCUAUGCCUCCUUAGUUCAAAGCUUAGGAGCCUCUCUAUAAGAAAGGACCAAGUUGAUGACCUUAUUGGCCUUCACUUUGUUUGGAGGUCAGAGCAUCUGCUUUACUGAUCCUGACUGUGGGAGCACAUUUGGGGUAGUAACUCUGUACGUGUUCCUAAUUUUGAGGACUACAGAAUGACGUGGUUAGUGGUAACCUACAGGUUCGAAGUCACAAGCUAGGGAUAACAGGCUGAACUCAGGGGCUGAAUUAUUUGGUGUACACUGGCCAAAAGCUGGGGAUUUGGCUCAGUGGUGUUACUGCCUGCCUCGCAAAAGGUCCUGAGUUUGAUCCCUAGUAAAAAAGUAAACUUGGGCCAAAAUCUAAAACAUUGGUGCUAGUAGGGCAGCAGUGGGUUGAGCUGUGCCCUAUCUGCUCUCAGAGAUUUCAUUUUCAAAAAUUUAACAUGAAUAAACCUUGACUUGAUGUGUCCUUAACAGCAGAUGUGGGUCAGGCCUUAUGCUCUUCCUUCCUGCAAUCCAGUUUUGAGAUAGAAGAGGGUACCCACAUCACUGCAUUUUUCUUAUCCUAUCUUUUGCUGAGGCAACAAUGCCUGUUAGCCCUCUGCUUCUGUGGCAGUCCUGGCUCCUGAUUCUUCACUUCUUGUGCCUUCACUGAAGAGCUAGAGGAUUGCUGGCAAGUCCAUCCCCAGGGCGUAUCUAGGACACCCUCGCUGGCCACUGCCUCACUCUCAAGGGCCAGUAUCCUUGCCUGAGUGCUCUAGUCACUAGAAGUCUCUGAUGACAAAUUCGCCUAAAUGCUGCUGUUCAUAGCAGAAAGCUUAAGGAAAGGCCACCCCAAGUCAGAGAUCCAUGGAUCAGGCCUUGAAACCCAUUAUUGUGUGAACAUUAAUUUCUUUCAAGUAAAGAACUUUUUUAAGGUUUUAAGAGGAGGAAUUUAACUAAAAGGCCAAGCACUAAAUGGUUGUUCCCUGGAGACUGAAGCAGCCACUUUGUCUCAGGUGGUGCUUAGUUUGACCACCAGAGGGCAACUUGCUUCCAGCUUCAGGCCCUCACUUGAUCACUAAACAUGAGGACGCCUGUCCCUGCCAAAAGUCCCAGAGGGCAAAUGAGAUGAAGUAUUAGGGAUUAAAGUAUUAAGAAAUUUUAGGGAUAUAUUUUGUGGGAUACAACAGCACCACUGAGAGCUAGGGAAGCACUUUAAACCCAGUCCUGCCCGUGACACAGGGAAUAUAAAUGUCUGGUACUGCUCACAGGGAAAAAAUUGUUUUUCUCAUUUCCUGUGUGACUCUCCUAAAGACCCAGCCUAUCCUGCCUCCAGUUAGCCUGGCAGGAAGGCAUACAGCUUUGGCCUGGAGACAGAAUUAGGUCAUGUUUAAACAGGUCCUUGUUUGGGCCUGCCUUGUAAAGCAAAAACCCAGAGCAGACUAGAGGGCCAGCUCUUGGGUCCCAUACUGCACCUAAAGUUGGAAGUAAGUACUGAAAAUGGUUAGGUCCUGUUCUAGUCCCGGGAAAU
This is a messenger RNA of Fukomys damarensis (Damara mole-rat), 5901 nucleotides long. It is a transcript of the gene Kif24, whose product is annotated as kinesin family member 24. The transcript is spliced from 13 exons. The record is from RefSeq and is a predicted model, not a curated record. Gene Ontology annotation, molecular function: ATP binding; microtubule motor activity; microtubule binding. NCBI's taxonomy places the organism in Eukaryota, Metazoa, Chordata, Mammalia, Rodentia, Bathyergidae. The coding region runs from base 187 to 4227 and encodes 1346 amino acids. Gene Ontology annotation, biological process: microtubule-based movement.